UAGUUAAAAAAGUGGAUAAAGAAGGUGUACACGCACACGUCUUAUAAGCGAAAUAUCAGUGUAACGGGAGCUGUGGAAAAGAGAAAAAUGUGGUCAUUUUUCUCCCGGGAUCCCACCAAAGAUUUUCCCUACGAGAUUGGAGAGCCAGUCUUCGGUUUCGAGGGAAAGAGCUUGUGGACACUUCACAGAGCAAAGAGGAAGGGAAAUAACAUUGGCGAAGAUGUUUCUGUUUUUGUCUUUGAAGCAAAAAAUGGAGGUGACGCGGAUCUAGAAAUCGCCAGAGCAGCUGUAAAAAGGUUGAAGACUCUGAGACAUCCUAGCAUAUUGACCUACCUGGAUAACCUCGAGACAGAAAAGACUAUAUACCUGGCAACGGAGAGGGUCGAGCCACUGCAGUCGCGCCUGCACGGAAACAAUCUACCCGAGGGACAGCAACGUGACUUGUACCUUUCGUGGGGAAUUUUUCAAAUCACUCGUGCUCUCAGUUUUCUGAAUAACGACGGCAAUCUCAGACACAACAACAUCAAUCUCUGGUCGGUUUUUGUAAAUGUGGAAAGUGGUGAAUGGAAGCUGGGGGGAGUGGAGUACACGACAGGGGUAAUGGUAAACUAUACCCCGUUGCCCACAGCCCUACGUGUCUACCAACCUCCCGAAGCUACAGAAACCUAUAAUCCUCAGUCAAAAUGUUCAAUUGACGCGUGGGGACUUGGCUGCCUUAUAUGGGAGUCAUUCAACGGCCCGCUCAACAGGCCUGCUGAUCUGAAGACCAAAACGAAUCAGAUACCCAAACAACUAUUGGCUGUGUAUCGAGAGCUCUCGAGUCACAGUGCAGAUGCGCGACCCAAUCCAGCCGAUGUGAUAGCAAGGUGUCGAAGCAACGGGGGCUAUUUUAAGAAUGACUUGGUCGAUGCGCUCUUAUUCUUGGAAGAAAUCCAGAUGAAAGAGAAGGGUGAGAAAGGUAGAUUCUUCACACAACUAGCCUCAAAGCUGGAAAGUUUUCCCGAUGGAGUCGGGAGGUAUAAAAUUUUACCCCAACUCCUGGCGGCAUUUGAUUUUGGAGAUGCCGGAAGUGCGGUUCUACCACCGUUGCUGCAACUUGGCCGUAAAUUACCCGAUGCUGAGUAUCAGCGUCGCGUUGUGCCCUGUGUUGUGAAACUAUUCGCAUCAAACGACAGAGCCACGCGUUUGCGACUCUUGCAGCAUCUAGAGCGAUUCGUGAACCAUCUCCAACCUUCCACGGUCAAUGAGGCGAUUUUCCCACAGAUUGCUCGUGGUUUUCUAGACACAAACCCUGCUGUCAGGGAACAUACUAUCAAGUCGAUAGUUCAUCUCGCCCCCAAGCUAGAUUAUAACAACCUUAACGUGGAAACACUUAGACAUUUUGCCAGACUUCAAUCAAAAGACGACCAAGGUGGAAUCCGGACAAACACCACUGUAUGCCUUGGAAAAAUUGCUCAGCAUCUGCACCCUCAAAUCAGACAAAAAGUACUCAUAGGUGCUUUUGUCAGAGGUACCAGGGAUUCGUUUGCUCCUGCACGCAGCGCAAGUAUAUUGGCACUAGCUGCGACUCAACAAUAUUUCCUUUUACAAGAAGUUGCAAACCGAAUACUCCCAGCUCUCUGCCCGCUUGCUACCGACUUGGACAAAGGCGUAAGAGAAAAUGCUUUCCGUACAAUUCGGGGAUUUCUUUCAAAGCUCGAACGAGUAUCCGAGGAUCCUGGACUUCGCGAAUCUAUGGAAGCGGACGUCAACACGGCAACGCCGAGUUUGAGCAAUGCUGCAGCUACGUGGGCAGGGUGGGCAGUUACCGCAGUUACAGCAAAGUUCUAUCGCAGCCAAUCUGACACACCAAAGUCAUCCAACUCGCAGGCAUCAAGAAUUUUGCUUAGUAAACCAGCUUCGCUCGAGCAAGCUAGCAGUUCCCAGAGUAGUGCGAGUACCACGACGACGACCAGUAGCGCGACUAGCAUGACUUCACUGGACCACGAUCAGGAUCAAGAUCCCCAGAGUACUGGAAAUACAAAUUCGGACUGCGAAUGGGAUUGUUGGGAGGCAGACAACUGGGGUGACAUGGAACAGCAGUCUGUAACCACACCAAAUGUCACAGCAUCUAUGGCUAAGUCUCAGUCUUCUUCCGUUGCAUCCAAGGUUCACGACCCUCAGUGGGAGAACCUCGAGGAAGAACCGGAGGAGGAUAGUCAGGCGGAUGACAAGGGUGGAUAUGACGGAAGUGGACAAGAAGGCUGGGAAGACUCUGAAUUUCAGCCGAUUGAAGAAUUCCCGUCGAUUGAACAGUCUGCAAGUAAUGCCAAGCUCGAGGAAGCAAAAAAAAAACGGGAGGAACGAAAGUUGGCACGUCAGCGUCAGAUGGAAGCUAAAAGAGCAGCCAGGAUCCAAGGAAAUAGCGCGCCUAAGAAAAUUUAGUAUCAUUGACUCAAUGCCGAGAAAUUGGAAACAAUCGCAGUGUCAUCAUGACCAUUACCAAGUUAUAAAUAACGUACAUUGCACACUCAUAAGAUUAUUAAUAAUCAUAUUGUUUGAUCUAUUCCUGCUGCGAAUGUCGGUUUUGCUAUUAUUACUAUAAAAAAUGGUAUUAUGUGAUCUGGAAUGGUUAACCAAACAGUUUUGUACUUGUCAAGAGAGAAGUAUUCAUGUAACAAAAACUUUUCGAUACGUUGUGCCUGCGUCUUUUUAUACCUUUUUAUACCUUUACUUCCCACGUCACAAAUAGAUGUCUAAAACCAAAGUUCAUUAGUGUACAUCCCUGUGUGCGUGUGAAGAAAUGGUUGUUAUAGAAACUCUAGAGAAAUAGAUUCGCAAUUUUUAAGACAAACUAUAAUGAGUCUGACUGUGCUAGAAGAGAGGGCUCUGGUCGUGCGAUUCUUUCACCAAUCACAAACACCAUUCGAUUUUUGUCCGACACCAUGAAAUUAGUCAACGUCGUGCCGAACUUUGUAAACAAAAAUCUGCUGGGUAGAUUUAUGAUUCUCAAUGUAGGAAAUACCUUAAAUUUAUAAGAUGUUCCACGGUUCCAUAUAGAAUGCCGUUAUCAGGACAGGGAUAGUGUUUACGUAAAAUAUCCAUACAUAGAUUCUGUGUGCCAUAUUAGACAUAUUAGGUAUGAGCAACUUGAUUCAAUACAAGGCAGGUGAUUGCUAAAAACUUGGAGAUCAUAGUAUACGAAAUAUGAAUAUUUAUGAAAUUAGUCUUUCUAUACAAUUGCUCGCAGCUUGUACUCAUACAACUAAAUUGUAAUGUGUUUGUUUGCGCGCGCGCGCACGUGUGUGUGUGUGUGUGUGUGUGUGUGUGUGUGUGUUCUCUUCAUGACGAAAUUUCAUGUGAUAUUACGAUAAAGAUUAAAACUAAUUAUUGGAGCCUGGGCGAGCUUGCCUUUUUCACUUUCAGCGUAAUGCGUAAAAAAUAAAUAGUAACGUUUUAUAGGUAAAAUGCAUGCACGAAUUUACGUGGCUGAUGCCGAAUAACGCAUAUGUAUUUACAUAAUUAUUAUGUAUAUGUAUAUGCAUUAUAAUGUAGUAUGUGAGAUAUAGCGUAUCAAACUUGUUUCAUAGUUUUUUUCGAAGACAGGGGGAAGAAGGAGCACAAUUUUUUAGGCUCUGUUGUUUUGUUUCACAGUUUAAGGCACACUCCACGCUCGUCACUACUGAAUCUUCGUUCUCUGCGACUGUACUAGUAUAAGUAUAAAUAUAAUUUGCUGAUGAAUGGAUGCCUUGAAGUAACUAAAUCUAUAAUUUUCUCUAAAUCUAAUAUUAAUAUUCUAGGUAUAGGUAAUAUCUGUACUGUACAUAAAUUUCUGUCAUUUUCACCAUUUACCGCUCACAAACAUGUACUUUGAGAAAUGUUUCGUUUUCAUGAUAAGGACGACAGUAAUAAUAAUAAUAAUAAUAAUAAUAAUAAUAACAAUAAUGAUAAUAGUAUUCUAGUAAUUGUAAUAGUCGUAGUAGUAUGAAUGAUAAUGAUAAUAAUAACAACGCCAAUCAAAGGUAAUAACAAAAUAGUGCUUAGAGGAAGAUGCAGAUGACAUAAGGUCAAAUAACUGUUUUCCUGCGGUAUUUUCAUUGUACGACAACAUUUUAACACAACGCUGAAACUGUUUUUGAACAAGCGUUUUUCUACUUUAGUAUUAGACUUCGUAGACAUAGGAGAGAGCAGAUUUGGAAUUUGUUUAACGAUAGAUACGUUUGAGAACUGCUUCGUUGCAUACAAGCGAACGCCUUCAUGCAAAUUUGUACAUUUACCAAGUUUAUGUACUGAAUGAAGCAAAUUCAGGGCGUGAGAAUGUAGCGUAACAAUUAAUUUGUUAGUACCAAAACUUGGAACUGCUACCAUUCAAUUAAUGCAUGACAGAAUUACCGAA
Molecule: messenger RNA, 4375 nt
Organism: Diprion similis
Lineage: Eukaryota; Metazoa; Arthropoda; Insecta; Hymenoptera; Diprionidae
Gene: yata
Product: N-terminal kinase-like protein
Exons: 12
Coding region: 88-2424 (778 amino acids)
Biological process (GO): protein phosphorylation
Molecular function (GO): protein kinase activity; ATP binding
Source: RefSeq, a predicted model, not a curated record